This is a messenger RNA of Knipowitschia caucasica, 2316 nucleotides long. The record is from the annotation of a GenBank genome assembly. Lineage: Eukaryota; Metazoa; Chordata; Actinopteri; Gobiiformes; Gobiidae.
AUGCUUUUGAAGGCGGAACACGCUGCUGCUGCCUCAGCUUUUCUAAACUGCUCUGACCGAGAACCACGUGUUUUAAGGAGAGAGAACAAACGAGAAUCUACGGUCUGCUCUGAGGAUUUAGUCCGGUUCGAGGUCUGGGUUCUGCCGCGGUCUCGAGCGAUCCAUGAGUUCCCAAAGGACUUCUUCAGCAGUGAGGAGAGAAAGUCCGGGGCCGUCCUGCUGCACAUCGUGGCGACCCUGUACAUGUUCCUGGCUCUGGCGAUCACGUGUGACGAGUAUUUUGUGACGUCGCUGGAGAAGAUCUGUGAGAAGCUAGACCUGAGCGAGGACGUUGCCGGGGCGACCUUCAUGGCGGCAGGAAGUUCGGCUCCAGAGCUUUUUGCGUCCAUCAUAGGGGUCUUCAUCACCCACGGCGACGUGGGCGUGGGCACCAUCGUGGGCUCGGCCGUCUUCAACAUCCUCUGCAUCAUCGGUGUGUGCGGGAUCUUCGCUGGACAGGUGGUGAUGCUGACGUUCUGGGCCGUGUUCCGGGACUCGUUCUACUACAUCCUGUCCGUCAUCGCUCUGAUCGCGUUCAUCUACGACGAGAAGAUUGUUUGGUGGGAGAGUGUGGUGCUGGUCGUCAUGUACGCCGGAUACAUCCUGGUGAUGAAGUUCAACUCGAGCUUGCAGCGGUGCGUCACGGGGAAGACCAACAAGAAGAACGUGGCGAACGGGAAGGCGGCGGUGACGGGCAGCGAGCUGGAGGACGUGAAGCCCACGAAGGACUACAGCCGUGGUUCUGUGGUGAUGGUGGACGAGAUGAUCCACGACAGUCCGUCCAAGUUCCGCUUCCCCGAGGCCGGUCUGCGCGUCAUGGUCACCAGCCACUUUGGACCGAAGACCCGCCUCCGCAUGGCCAGCCGCCUCAUCAUCACUGAGCGCCAGAAGUUGGUCCAGACGGCGAACGGCGUGGAGACACAAGUGGUGGACGGUAAAGUGGACAUGGAGAACGGCACGGUCCCCGAGGACAAGAAACCCGAGUCCGAGCCCAGCGACACCAUCUCCCCCUUCCACAUACCCAGAGGCUGUGGGAGUAAGAUAAAAUGGCUGAUCUCGUGGCCCCUGCUGCUGCUGCUGUUCUUCACGGUGCCGAACUGUGCCAAACCGCGCUGGGAGAAGUUCUUCAUGCUCUCCUUCUUCCUGUCCACGGUCUGGAUCGCCGUCUUCUCCUACGUCAUGGUCUGGAUGCUAUGGUGUGGUGCUAUGGUGUGUUGUGUUGCUAUGGUGUGCUGUGGUGUGGUGUGUUGCUGUGGCGUGUUGCUGUGGCGUGUUGCUAUGGUGUGUUGCUGUGGUGUGUUGCUGUGGUGUGUUGGUGUGGUGUGGUGCUGUGGUGUGGUGCUGUGGUGUGUUGCUGUGGCGUUGUGUUGCUAUGGUGUGUUGCUGUGGUGUGUUGGUGUGUUGCUGUGGUGUGUUGCUGUGGCGUGUUGCUGUGGUGUGGUGGUGUGGUGUGGUGCUGUGGUGUGUUGCUGUGGCGUGUUGUGUUGCUAUGGUGUGUUGCUGUGGUGUGUUGGUGUGUUGCUGUGGUGUGGUGCUGUGGUGUGGUGCUGUGGUGUGUUGCUGUGGCGUGUUGCUGUGGUGUGGUGGUGUGGUGUGGUGCUGUGGUGUGUUGCUGUGGCGUGUUGUGUUGCUAUGGUGUGUUGCUGUGGUGUGUUGCUGUGGUGUUGCUGUGGUGUGGUGCUGUGGUGUGGUGCUGUGGUGUGGUGCUGUGGUGUGUUGCUGUGGCGUGUUGCUGUGGCGUGUUGCUGUGGUGUGGUGCUGUGGUGUGGUGCUGUGGUGUGUUGCUGUGGUGUGGUGCUGUGGUGUGUUGCUGUGGCGUGUUGUGUUGCUAUGGUGACGAUAAUCGGCUUCACUCUGGGAAUCCCGGACGUCAUCAUGGGCAUCACGUUCCUGGCGGCCGGCACCAGCGUCCCGGACUGCAUCGCCAGCCUCAUCGUGGCUCGCCAAGGUCUCGGUGACAUGGCGGUCUCCAACACCAUCGGCAGUAACGUGUUCGACAUCCUGGUGGGUCUGGGCCUGCCCUGGUUUCUGCAGACCGUGUGCAUCAGCUAUGGCUCCGAGGUCAUGAUCAACAGUCGCGGGCUGGUGUACUCCGUGGUGCUGCUGCUCGGCUCUGUGGCUCUGACGGUGCUCGGGAUCCACCUGAACAAAUGGCGCCUGGACUUCAAGCUGGGCGUGUACGUGCUCAUCCUGUACGCCAUCUUCCUCUGCUUCUCCAUCCUCAUCGAGUUCAACGUCUUCACCUUCGUCAACCUGCCCAUGUGCAUGGAGCCCUGA